AUGCGUCCCAUCAAAGCUCGUGAACAACUCACUAUACCAGAUGACGUUAAAGUCAGUGUAAAAAGUCGUGUUGUUCAAGUAGAAGGCAAACGAGGCAAACUUGUACGAAGUUUUCGUCAUGCUCGUGUUGAUAUAUCAAUGCCAAAAAAGAAUUUACUUGUUGUUGAAAAAUGGUUCGGUACAAAUAAGGAAAAUGCUGUUGUGCGUACUAUUUGUUCUCAUAUUAACAAUAUGAUGAAAGGUGUUACAAAGGGUUAUUGUUACAAGAUGCGUUCAGUAUACGCUCACUUUCCAAUCAAUACUGUUGUUACCGACAAUGGUCAAGCAGUUGAAAUUCGUAACUUUUUAGGUGAAAAAUUUGUUCGUCGUGUUAAAAUGCAACCAGGUGUUAAAGUAUCUGCUAGUACAAAACAAAAAGAUGAACUUAUUUUAGAAGGCAAUGACCUUGAACUUGUAUCACGAUCAGCUGCACUUAUUCAAAUGUCAACAGCAGUUAAAAAUAAAGAUAUUCGUAAAUUUCUUGAUGACAAACAACAUGUUAUUGAUGUAAAAAAAGAAUCCAUUGCGAUGAACGAUCCUUCUCCUGAUCUAAUAAAAGAUGCAAAUAUUCAUUAUCAGUUAAAUGAAAGUCAUCUUUCUUAUAAAGAACUUUUUCGUCAUCUUGAUAAAAAUCAAGACGGGCGAAUUGAAGUUGAUGAACUAAUUAAAUUAUUAGAACAAGUUGGUGUUGAAACUUCAGCAAAAAACCGUUGGGCUAUUGCACGUCGGAUUAUUGAUCAGGCUGGUGGAUCACCAACAGCAUCUUCUCUUUCAUUUAAACAAUUUGCUAAUUAUGUUUUAAAACAAGAAAAAAAACUUUGUCUCGUUUUCAGAAAAUUAGAUGCCAGUCAUCAGGGAAGAUUUGAUGCAAAAGAUUUAGUUUUUUAUUUUCAAAAACUUGGUAUUAAUCUUGAUUUAGAAGAAGCAAGUAGAUUAGUCGGAAAAAUGGAUCAAAACAAUUCUUUAGAAAUUUCUUAUGACGAAUGGCGUUCUUUUUUCAUGGUUAACCCUGCAAUACUUGAAAGUAUUACUGGCGAUCCAAAUGAAAUGCUGAGAUAUUGGCGUGGAGCAACGCAUCUUGACUUGGGUGAAUCAUCAUAUGCUGCACCGGAAGAUGAAGAAACCGAGAAUAAACAUUGGUGGAAACAUCUUGUAUCCGGUGGCUGUGCUGGUGCUGUAUCACGAACAGCUACUGCUCCAUUUGAUCGACUGAAAAUCAUCAUGCAGUAUUUGGGUUCAAGACAACGCAUGUCUGUGAUAAAUAGUUAUCGAUAUUUAAUCAAUGAAGGUGGUUUUAGAAGUUUAUGGCGCGGCAAUGGAAUGAAUGUUCUCAAAAUUAUACCUGAAACAGCACUUCGAUUUGCAUUUUUCGAAGAAACAAAAAAAGUUGUAAAAAGAUUUCAAAAUAAAGAUCUAACAACAGAAACAACAAUUUUGGAAAGAUUUAUAUCAGGAGCUUUUGCUGGCGCUCUUUCUCAAACUGCUGUUUAUCCAUUAGAUGUCUUAAAAGUAAGACUAUGUCUAAGGCGAACAGGUGAAUUUUCCAAUUGGGCAGAUGCUAUUCAACGCAUUUACAGAUUCGAAGGUUCAAAAGCUUUUUGGCGUGGUUAUGUUCUCAAUCAAAUUGGUAUAGUGCCUUAUGCUGGCUUUGAUUUAGCAUGUUAUGAAAGUCUUAAACGUCUCUAUGUAACUAAACAUGAUAAUUGUGAACCGCCGAUAUAUAUAGUUCUUAGUUGUGGUGCUAUCUCAUCAUUUACUGGUCAAAUGGUAACUUAUCCCAUAUCUCUAUUAAGAAUACGUCGUCAAGGACAAAUUGUUCCAUUACCACAUAUGGAUCAAAGUAAAGCCCAUCCAUUAUUACCUGUUCCAACAGUGAUAAAAGAAAUUUGGCAUAAUGAAGGACUUGUUGGUUUCUAUCGUGGUUUAAUACCUAAUCUAUUAAAAGUAGUUCCAGCUGUUUCCAUAUCAUAUUCAGUUUAUGAAACAGUUUUAAAAACUCUUUCAAAUGAAAAACAGUAA
Messenger RNA from Rotaria sp. Silwood1, 2058 nucleotides. The record is from the annotation of a GenBank genome assembly. NCBI's taxonomy places the organism in Eukaryota, Metazoa, Rotifera, Eurotatoria, Philodinida, Philodinidae.